CUUGGUUCAUUUAAAAGGAGAGUAAAUUCAAAAAGAUUAUACCCUUAUACCCCUGGUUUACUGCAGUCUCCAGCCAUGGGCCUUUGGGGCAUACUUUGUUUUUUAAUCUUCCUGGGGAAAAGUUGGGGACAGGAACAAACGUAUGUCAUAUCAGCACCAAAAGUACUUCGUGUUGGAGCAUCUGAAAAUAUUGUAAUUCAAGUUUAUGGAUACACUGAAGCAUUUGAUGCAGUAAUCUCCAUUAAAAGUUACCCUGGUAAAGAAUUUAGUUAUGCUUCGGAACCUGUUACUUUAUCCACAGAAAAUAAAUUCCAAAACUCUGCAAUCUUAACAAUACAACCCAAACAGUUGUCUGGAAGACAAAAUGUGGUUUCACAUGUGUAUUUGGAAGUUGUAUCAAAGCAUUUUUCAAAAUCAAAAAAAAUGCCAAUAAGCAAGGACAAUGGAUAUCUCUUCAUUCAAACAGAUAAGCCUGUUUACACUCCAGAACAGUCAGUAAAGGUUAGAGUUUAUUCACUGAAUGAUGACUUGAAGCCAGCCAAAAGAGAAAUUGUCUUAACUUUCACAGAUCCUGAUGAAUCAGGUGUUGACAUUAUGGAAGAAAAUGAUUAUACUGGAAUUAUCUCUUUUCCUGAUUUCAAGAUUCCACCUAAUCCUAAAUAUGGUGUGUGGAAAAUUCAAGCUAAAUACAAAGAGGACUUUUCAACAACUGGGACUGCAUAUUUUGAAGUUAAAGAAUAUGUGUUGCCACAUUUUUCUGUCUCAAUAGAACCAGAAAGUAGUUUCAUUGGCCAUAAGAAGUUUAAUAAUUUUGAAAUUACUAUAAGAGCAAGAUAUUUUUAUAACAAAGUUGUCAGUGAGGCUGAUGUUUUUAUCUCUUUUGGAAUAAAAGAGGACUUACAUGAUGAUAAUAAAAACAUGAUGCAAAAUGCAUUGCAGAGCAAAAAGUUGAUAAAUGGAAUUGCUAAAGUCACACUUAACUCUGAAACAGCAGUUAAAGAAUUGUCCUAUGGCAGUCUGGAAGAGUUAAACAAUAAGUACCUUUAUAUUGGUGUAACAGUUGUGGAGUCCACGGGUGGAUUUUUUGAAGAGGCAGAAUUUUCUGGCAUCAGAUAUGUCCUCUCUCCCUACAAACUGAAUUUGGUUGCUACUCCUCUUUUCUUGAAGCCUGGAAUUCCAUAUUCUAUUAAGGUGCAAGUUAAGGAUUCACUGGAUGAAUUAGUAGGAGGGGUGCCGGUGACCCUGAGUGCACAAACGGUCGAUGAAAACCAAGAGACAGCUGACUUGGAGCCAAAGAAAAGUGUAACAGGUUCCAGUGAUGGAGUAGCUUUAUUUGUGGUUAAUCUCCCGACUGGAGUGACAGCUCUGGAGUUUAACGUCAGGACUGAUGAUUCAGAUCUUCCAGAAGAAAAUCAAGCCAGCAAAGAUUACAGAGCAAUAGCAUAUUCAUCUCUCAGCCAAAGUUACCUUUAUAUUGACUGGACUGGAACCUAUAAACCUUUGCUUGUGGGAGAACAUCUUAAUAUUAUUGUUACCCCCAAAAGUCCAUAUAUCGACAAAAUAACUCACUAUAAUUACUUGAUAUUAUCCAAGGGCAAAAUUGUUCACUUUGGCACAAGGGAGAAACUUCCAGAUUCCUCUUACCAAAAUAUAAAUAUUCCAGUGACACAGAACAUGGUUCCUUCAGCCCGUCUCCUGGUCUAUUACAUUGUCACAGGAGAGCAGACAGCAGAACUAGUCUCUGACUCAGUCUGGAUGAAUAUUGAAGAAAAAUGUGGCAACCAGCUCCAGGUUUCUCUGAUUCCAGGAGCAGAUGUAUAUUCUCCAGGUGAACAUGUGUCUUUUAAUAUGAAAACUGACUCAGAUUCCUGGGUGGCUUUAACAGCAGUGGACAGUGCUAUAUAUGGAGUCCAAAGGAAAGCCAAGAAGUCCCUAGAAAAAGUAUUUCAAGCGUUAGAGAAGACUGACCUGGGCUGUGGGGCAGGUGGUGGCCGCAACAAUGCAGAUGUAUUCCACCUGGCAGGACUCACCUUCCUCACCAACGCAAAUGCAGAUGACACCCGAGAAAAUGCAGGUGAAACUUGUAAAGAAAUUCUCAGGCCAAAAAGAAUGCUGCAACAGAAAAUAGAGGAACAAGCUGCUAAGUACCAACAUAUAGUAGUGAAGAAAUGUUGUUAUGAUGGAGCCCAUCAGAAUGAUGAUGAAACCUGUGAACAGCGAGCUGCCCGGAUUAAGCUGGGUGAACGAUGCAUCACAGCCUUUAAGGAAUGUUGUGCCUUGGCAAAUCGGUUCCGUGCUGAAGAGUCUCAUAAACCUUUGCAACUGGGAAGGCUCAAUAUACAGACCCUGGCACCAAUAACCAAGACAGAAAUAAGGAGCUAUUUUCCAGAAAGCUGGUUAUGGGAAGUUCAUCAUGUCUCCAGACAGUGUCACAAACUUGCAGCAACUCCCCACAGAACUCCAGUGGUUUACCACGUUGACCCCAUCUCCUGCCUUCCAACAUCUACUGCAAGUAAGCGGUUGCAGUUUGUGCUACCUGAUUCUCUAACUACCUGGGAAAUUCAAGGUGUUGGCAUUUCAGAUAGUGGUAUAUGUGUUUCUAAUACUGUCAAGGCAAAGGUGUUCAAAGAUGUCUUCCUGGAAAUGAAUAUACCGUAUUCUGUUGUACGAGGGGAACAGAUCCAAUUGACAGGAACUGUUUACAACUAUAGGAUGUCUGGGAUGAGGUUCUGUGUUACAAUGUCUCCUGUGGAGGGAAUCUGUUCUUCAGGAAGUUCAGCUGUCGACCCUCAGGGGAAAAAGACCUCCAGAUGUCUGCACCAGACAGUAGAGGGCUCGUCCAGUCACCCGGUGACCUUUACCGUGCUUCCUCUGGAAGUUGGCCUCCAUAGCAUCAACUUUUCACUGGUCUCUGCGCUAGGAAAAGAAGUCUUAGUAAAAACAUUACGAGUGGUGCCAGAAGGUGUGAAAAAGGAAAGUUAUGCUGGUAUUACUCUGGACCCCAAGGGUAUUUAUGGUGUCACAAGCAGACAAAAGGAGUUCCCAUACAGGGUACCAUUAGAUUUGGUCCCCAAAACAAAAAUCAAAAGGACUGUGAGUAUAAAAGGAAUGCUUAUGGGUGAGAUCAUGUCUGCAGUCCUGAGUCGGGAAGGCAUUGAUAUCCUCACCCACCUCCCCAAGGGGAACGCGGAGGCGGAGUUGAUGAGCAUUGUCCCGGUAUUCUACAUUUACCACUACCUGGAGGCGGGAGAUCACUGGAACAUUUUUUCCCCUAAUUCAUUAACUAAAAAAGAGUACCUGAAGAAAAAAUUAAAAGAAGGGAUGAUAAGCAUCAUGUCCUACCAAAAUCCUGACUAUUCUUAUAACAUGUGGAAAAAUGGAGAAGCUAGUUCUUGGUUAACAGCUUUUGUUUUAAGAGUACUGGGACAAUUGCAUAAAUAUGUACCUCAGAACCAAAAUUCAAUUUGUAAUUCUUUAACAUGGCUGGUUGAGAAUUGUCAACUACAAAGUGGAUCUUUCAAGGAACAUUCCAGUUAUCGAGCGCUAAAAUUACGGGGUACCUCAUCUACUGAAGCCCGAGAGUACACCUUAUAUCUUACAGCCUUUGCUGUGAUUGGAAUUAGAAAGGCUUAUGAUGUAUGCCCGCUAAUGAAAAUCAGCACAGCUCUAAGUAAAGCUGACACCUUCCUGCUUGAAAAUGCCCUCUCGGCCCAGAGCACCUUUACACUGGCCAUUGCUGCUUACGCUCUUUCCCUGGGAGACAGAACUCACUCACAGUUUCGUUCCGUCGUCUCAGCCCUGAAGAAGAAAGCUUUGGUUAAAGGUAGUUCACCCACUUACCGUUUUUGGAAAGAGGAUCUUCAAGAGCAAGAUAGCCCUGUACCUAACACUAUUACAGCACACAUGGUGGAAACCACUUCCUAUGCUUUACUCACCUUUCUGAACUUGAAAGAUAUGAGCUAUGUUAACCCAAUCAUCAGAUGGCUAUCUGAAGAGCAGAGGUAUGGAGGUGGCUUUUAUUCGACCCAGGAUACAGUGAAUGCCAUCGAGGGCCUGACAGAAUAUUCACUCCUGAUUAAACAACUCCGCUUGAAUAUGAAUAUCAGUGUUUCUUACAAGAAUAAAGGUGACUUCUACCAUUACAAGAUAACAGAGAAGAAUUUCCUUGGGAGGCCAGUAGAGGUGCCUAUCGAUGAUGACCUCAUUGUCCGCACUGGAUAUAGCAGUGGCUUGGCUACAGUGCAGGUGACAACUGUGGCUCACAAAACUGGUACCUCCGAGGAAUUUUGCAGCUUUCAUUUGAAAAUCGAAAGCCAGGACAUCAGCGCAUCCAGUGGCACCUCGGACUACAAGCGCCUAGUAGCAUGUGCGAGCUACAAGCCCAGCAGAGAAGAAUCAUCAUCCGCAUCCUCCCAUGCAGUGAUGGACAUCGCUUUGCCCACUGGAAUCAAUGCAAACACAGACGACUUAAGAGCUCUUGUAGAAAGGGUGGAUCAACUGUUAACUGAUUACCAAAUCAAAGAUGGACAUGUUAUUCUGCAACUGGAUUCGAUUCCUUCAAAUGAGUUCCUCUGUGUUCGAUUUCGGAUAGUUGAAUUUUUUCAAGUUGGGUUUCUGAAUCCUGCUACUUUCACAGUGUAUGAAUACCACAGACCAGAAAAAAAGUGCACCAUGUUUUAUAGCACGUCCGACAGCCAGCUCCAGAAAGUCUGUGAAGGAGCGAUGUGCAAGUGCAUGGAAGCUGAUUGUGGACAAAUGCAGCCAGAAUUGGAUCUGACGAUCUCUACAGACAUGAGACAAAACGCAGCAUGUAAACCAGAGAUUGUGUAUGCUUAUAAAGUUAGUAUCACAUCCUUCACUGAAGAAAAUGUUUUUAUCAAGUACACUGCAACCCUCCUGGAUGCCUUCAAAGCGGGCGAAGCUGCUGCUGAGAAAGGCUCUGAAAUCACCUUCAUUAGAAAGGCAAGCUGUGUUAAUGCUGACCUGCAAAAAGGAAGACAGUAUUUGAUUAUGGGUAAAGAAGCUCUCCAGAUAAAGCACAACUUCAGUUUCAAGUACAUCUACCCUUUAGAUUCCUCCACCUGGAUUGAAUAUUGGCCUACAGAUACAACGUGUCCAUCAUGCCAAGCAUUUUUAGCUAAUUUAGAUGAGUUUGCUGAAGACAUCUUUUUAAACGACUGUGAAAACGCCUGAAAAAUUCAUCUGCGUACAGUUUUCACUGUGGACUCCUGUUGCUGAAGUUUCUUUCUUCCCCUUUUUUUCCCUAAACAUUCACAGCUGGUCUUAUUUGGAAAGAUUGCUUUACUUAGAAUUAGUGGCACUUGCUUUUAUUAAAGAACAGUUUCAAGAGCUGUAACUUUGUGAAAUAACAUGGCCUUGGGGGCAUGGAGACAGAUACUCAUUCCAGAGUUAUUGGACACGAGAAGCAAUAAAUGGGACCAUCUAAAGCCCACCUCGCUGGAAUGUCUGCUGGGGAGAAAAGAAUAGCCCACUGAAGUGCAGUGUCUUACAAAACGCAGCCUCUGCUUAAAAGGAAACACCGAGGGGCAGGAAACUGAUCAUUAAAGCCUGACUUUGCUUUCAAA
Artibeus jamaicensis (Jamaican fruit-eating bat) is the source of this 5585-nucleotide messenger RNA. It is a transcript of the gene C5, whose product is annotated as complement C5. The coding region runs from base 76 to 5193 and encodes 1705 amino acids. Gene Ontology annotation, cellular component: extracellular region. The transcript has 41 exons. Lineage: Eukaryota; Metazoa; Chordata; Mammalia; Chiroptera; Phyllostomidae. Gene Ontology annotation, molecular function: protein binding; endopeptidase inhibitor activity. Gene Ontology annotation, biological process: inflammatory response; complement activation. The record is from RefSeq and is a predicted model, not a curated record.